ACUAAAGUCCUAAUUAAGCCUAAGAGAGAUGAAUGUACUUUAAUCCUACUGUUAAGAACAUUCUUUUUCUGCUAAUCGUUUUCCACAGCUCAGAUGAAAUGGCUGAGCUAUUGUUUCCAAAAGCGAUGCCCAUGGAAAUUUUCCAACUCCAAUCCAUAUAAAGGGGGUUUAGGGUUUAGCUGUGUAACCGUGUUUACCAAAUUUGCAGUCGCUUGCGCUUCUCAGUGAAAAUGGCGGGAAAAUUGGCGCCAUGAUUUUGCAACAGUCACCGAUGGCGCGUUACACUCUAUUUAAGCCAUGGCCAUCGCCCUCUCGCUCCUUCACAUCUCACUUCUGCAAAUACCCAUUUCGUUGUUUUUCGUUCCCUCGAGUUUUCACGAUGGCCCAAGAAGAACCACAAACCAAGAGCCCCGAAGUCAAAGAGCCUAGCCCGAAGAUUCAGAAACUCGACCACAAUGGCGUAUCUGAAGUUGCUCGAUGCCCUCUUCCUCUUCUGCAGGUGAAAAAGCUGUCUGAAACCGCCGUGUUGCCUUCUAGGGCGUCUCCUCUGUCAGCUGGCUACGACCUCUCCAGCGCAAAGGAGAUGAAAGUUCCAGCUAGAGGCAAAGCUCUGGUUCCAACAGACCUAAGCAUCGCAAUACCAGAAGGAACCUAUGCUCGCGUUGCGCCUCGAUCCGGGCUGGCGUUGAAGCAUUCUAUCGACGUGGGUGCGGGUGUGAUCGACGCUGACUACAGGGGCCCUGUCGGUGUGCUCUUGUUCAACCAUUCGGAUGUCGAUUUUGAGGUAAAAGCCGGCGACAGGAUCGCACAGCUGAUUAUCGAGGUCAUCGUGACACCCGAUGUCAAGGAGGUUGAGGAGUUGGACACAACCGAGAGAGGCGUCGGGGGGUUCGGAUCCACCGGCGUAUGAGCUUCCUUGUUCGUGCUCCCCCAUGUUCUCGCGCUUUUGUUUUACCUCCCGUGGUUCUUCUGGUGGGUUUUGGGUUUAUGUUAAUGGGGCAACCUUGUUUGGGGAUUUUGGUUGAACAGAUGGUGGGCAAAUUUACAGUUCAAAUUGCACACGGUACAUUGAAUAAUCAUUUUGAUUUUCGGCUUCUGUAAGCAACCGUAUUAAUGAAUUUUCUUCUCCACA
This is a messenger RNA of Malania oleifera, 1132 nucleotides long. Its product is annotated as deoxyuridine 5'-triphosphate nucleotidohydrolase. Gene Ontology annotation, biological process: dUMP biosynthetic process; dUTP catabolic process. The transcript is spliced from 3 exons. Gene Ontology annotation, molecular function: dUTP diphosphatase activity; magnesium ion binding. Bases 251 to 910 code for a protein of 219 amino acids. The record is from RefSeq and is a predicted model, not a curated record. NCBI's taxonomy places the organism in Eukaryota, Viridiplantae, Streptophyta, Magnoliopsida, Santalales, Ximeniaceae.